Gopherus evgoodei (Goodes thornscrub tortoise) is the source of this 2553-nucleotide messenger RNA. Its product is annotated as dol-P-Glc:Glc(2)Man(9)GlcNAc(2)-PP-Dol alpha-1,2-glucosyltransferase-like. Gene Ontology annotation, molecular function: dolichyl pyrophosphate Glc2Man9GlcNAc2 alpha-1,2-glucosyltransferase activity. The transcript has 3 exons. Gene Ontology annotation, cellular component: endoplasmic reticulum. The record is from RefSeq and is a predicted model, not a curated record. Bases 9 to 1427 code for a protein of 472 amino acids. Gene Ontology annotation, biological process: dolichol-linked oligosaccharide biosynthetic process; protein N-linked glycosylation. NCBI's taxonomy places the organism in Eukaryota, Metazoa, Chordata, Testudines, Testudinidae.
CCCCCGCCAUGGAGCGCUCCGAGGCCUAUGGCUUCUCCGCGGCCAUCAGCGGCGCCUUCCUGCUCUCCUGCCUGCUCUUCUCGGCGCUGAACCGCGAGCAGCGCGCGCCCUACAUGGACGAGGCCUUCCACGUCCCGCAGGCGCAGGCCUACUGCGAGGGCCUCUUCCAGCAGUGGGACCCCAUGAUCACUACACUGCCUGGCUUAUACUUGAUGUCUGUUGGGAUAGUGAAACCUGCAGUUUGGCUCUUUGGAUGGUCUGGAAGUGUAGUGUGCUCUACAGGAAUGCUCCGAUUUAUUAACCUCCUUUUCAGUGUUGGGAACUUCUACUUACUAUAUUUGCUUUUGUGCAAGAUACAUCAUAAAAACAAGACUGUGUCUGGUUUCCAGAGAAUCUUAUCUACAUUAACCCUUGCAAUGUUUCCUACCCUCUAUUUUUUUACAUUCCUUUAUUAUACAGACACAGGAUCAGUGUUUUUUACUCUGUUUGCAUAUUUAAUGUGCCUUUAUGGUAACCAUAAAACUUCAGCCCUACUUGGAUUUUGUGGCUUUAUGUUUCGUCAAACAAAUAUUAUAUGGACUGUUUUCUGUGGGGGAAGUGUUGUUGCACAAAAACUAAGUGAAGCCUGGAAGACAGAAUUACAGAAGAAAAAAGAAGAAAGGAUUUCAGCUAUGAAGGGCUCAUUUUCAGAAUUAAUCAAAGUAUUACAAUUUCUUACUGAGUACAUCAUGUCAUUUACAAAUCUAGUAACUCUUAUUGUUUUGACCUGGCCAUACAUACUCUUAGUAAUUGUGUUCUUUGCUUUUGUGGUAAUCAAUGGUGGAAUAGUUGUUGGUGACAGGAGUAGUCAUGAAGCCUGUUUCCACAUCCCUCAGCUGUUCUACUUUUUUUCUUUUACUCUCUUUUUUUCCUUUCCUCAUCUAAUGACACCUAAUAAAAUUGGAAAUUUCCUUCGAUCAGUACGGAAGCACUUGAUUCAGUAUAGCAUACUUAUUGCUAUCUCUUUAUUCCUGGUCUGGAAAUUUACAUAUGUUCAUAAAUACUUGAUUGGAGAUAACAGACAUUACACAUUUUAUGUGUGGAGAAAAGUCUUCCAAAGACAUGACCUUGUGAAAUACGUAUUUGUUCCAGCCUAUAUAUUUGCAGGCUGGAGUUUGGCCGACUCUCUGAAAUCAAAAUCUAUUUUCUGGAAUUUAAUAUAUUUUGUAUGUGUGUUUGCUGUCACAGUUCCUCAAAAGCUACUGGAAUUUCGUUACUUCAUUUUGCCAUUUUUAAUAUAUAGGCUCAAUAUUCCAGUUCCACCUCUUUCCAGGCUUCUUCUUGAGCUGACUUUAUAUAUUGUUGUGAAUGCAAUAACCUUUCAUCUAUUUCUGAACAAAACAUUUCAGUGGCCAAAUAGUGAAGAAAUCCAGAGGUUUAUGUGGUGAUUUUGUACUCCUAAGAAGACUCAAUUCUGUGCCUUUUCUGCAAUGAAUAAGUGACUACAGGCCCUAAAAUUAAGUGAAGUGUAUUGCUAUGUGUAACUUUUCUGUGGAUGGUGUAGGGCAGGGAUCGGCAGCCUUUGGCACGUGGCCCGUCAGGGAAAUCUGCUGGUGGACCCGGACAAUUUGUUUACUGGCAGCGUCCACAGGUUCGUCCGAUUGCAAGUCCCACUGGCCAGGGUUCACUGUUCCAGGCUAAUGGGGGCUGCGGGAAGUGACAUGGGCCAAGGGAUGUGCUGGCUGCGUGCCAAAGGUUAUUGAUCGCUGCUGUAGGGACUGAAGUGAGUUGGAUGUUUAUAUUCUUCGAAAUUAAUAUGGGAUCUGAUUUGCUCUUUCUACAUGAUAGGGUAUUACACCAAAUUUAUAAGGCUUUAGGGUCCUGGAUUUAAUAAAUAUGGCAUCAGGGAAAAUUCAGAAGUGUUUCCAAACAUUCUACAAUUAAUGUGAAACGAGGGAGAUGUUUACAGUCAUAAUUCAUAAUAAUAACAACAUUGUUCUAUGGUAAAUACUUAUAAAACUGUGUUUCCUCUAGUGUAGGCUCUGAAAAAAAAAUUAUCUGCUAUUAGACACCAAGGAAAAAAAUAACUGGUACUUGGAAAUGUUGGAGUAAAUGUUAAAUUCUUGGUUGGAGACCAGCACAAAUAAAACUUUAAAAAAAAAUUGCAAGUUAAUUGGUAAGCAUUCUGAUUUUAGGUUGUAGGUUUUUUCCAAAGUAUUUCAGCAGUUAAAUAUUUAUCUAACAGUUAUGACCGGGUUUCAUAAACAGUAAAAAUCUGAAGCAGAGGUCAUUUCCAUCCAUAUCUGUUAGAGACCAGGGUUUAAAUCCAGGGGAGCUAGGAUUUCACCCCAGAUUCUUCAGGGGUAAAAUUUUCAAAGUUCCUACUUCCCAAUGACUUUCAGUGAGAUUUAGGCUGCUAAGUGCCUAAGUCACUCUUGAAAAUGUGACCUAGGCUCCUAGGUCACUUACGUGUUUUGAACAUUUUAUCCCAGAUCAGUACACCUGUACCCCGAUAUAACGUGACCCAAUAUAACAUGAAUUCGGAUACAACGCGGUAAAGCAGCGCUCCAAGAG